CCUGACACAUAUGAAAUCGCUGCCUGCUGUUUCUUUUCUCCACAUCCGCCAACAUCACUCCACAGCGACGCCAGUUCCGGCGACCAGACAUCGCUUUCACGUCCCCUGCUCCUUGUUCAGCUAGGUCAGAUUGAUCUGUUCGGGCUGCUGCUGCUGUUUUUGUAAAUCAAUUUCUGCUUUUCAUGGCUUCAGCUGCCGAUCGUGGCGGUGCCGGAGACGGUGGCGAUGGUAAUGUGAAUAUUAUUCCUCUGCUGCGUACGUUAGCCAAAGGGGCAGCUGUAACCCUAGGUGGGGUUUUAUCCAUCACAGCUAUUUCCUCCACUACAGUUGCAUUGUUCACACUCCACAAAAAGGAUCAAAUUGUGGCACCACCACCACCAUUUUCAUUAUUAUCAUCGUCAUCGUCGUCGUCAUCAUCAUCAUUUAUGAAUAAAAAGAAUACAAGAUCAUGUGAUGUAUGCAAAGCAAAAGGGUUUUACAUGUGCAAAUCAUGCAAAGGGAAUGCUACAAUAGAGUGGUCUCCAUUAUAUGAUCCUGUGUUCAUUAAUCCAUGCCUUUGCCCUACUUGUGAUGGACAUAGGAUUCAACGAUGUCUUAACUGUUUGGGAAGUGGAUUCAUUCAAUAAGCUAAAGCAUAUGAGUAGUUUUGUUGAACUUAACCAGCUCUCACAGGCCUUCAACGAUUCUCUUGUUCGGUUUUGAUCGGGUUGCAAAUGGUUUGAGUUUACUCGGCAGGUUAUGGUUUUGGGCUCGGAUUGUAUAGCUUAGUUAGUGUUUUUCUUUCGUCAUGAUUGUAUGUAAUAAAUUCGAAUCCGACUCAAGAGUUAAAGUAACUCAAAAGAUAAGAUGGUGAUUCCUAAGUUUAGGAUUUAAGGUUUAA
Molecule: messenger RNA, 880 nt
Organism: Helianthus annuus (common sunflower)
Lineage: Eukaryota; Viridiplantae; Streptophyta; Magnoliopsida; Asterales; Asteraceae
Exons: 5
Coding region: 183-626 (147 amino acids)
Source: RefSeq, a predicted model, not a curated record